AUGGAUGCUAAACCAACACCAGUUCAAGCUGGACAAAGAAGCCUAACACCGGUGGCUAUUGGAAGUUCAAAUACAUCGCCAUCGUCAUCAUCUUCAUCACCAAAUGAAAUUGAAAAUCCAUCAUAUCAAAGAAACUGUAGAAAAAAUCCAACUAUCCAAGAUAUAAAUAAUUUAGAUUCCUCUUCAAUAUCUGAAAUCAUACCAUUGUCACGUCAAAAUUCAGAUAAUAGCACUUUAUCAACAAAACUCAAGAAUAAGGUAAUUAAAACAUCGACAGGUGGUAAGAAGAAGAAGAAGAAAUCGCAAUGUUAUUAUGGUAAUUGUACUAGUUCUCAUUUAAAGCUUAUAGGAUUUUGUGAUUAUUGUAGUGGUAAUUACUGUUCCAAACAUAGACUACUAGAGAACCAUCAAUGUAAGGGUCUAAGCACUUGCAAAGAACAACUGCGAAAGAGAAAUGCUGAUAAAUUAGAGAGUGAGCAAACUAUAAUACCCAAGAUUCAGAUAUAG
Molecule: messenger RNA, 507 nt
Organism: Vanderwaltozyma polyspora DSM 70294
Lineage: Eukaryota; Fungi; Ascomycota; Saccharomycetes; Saccharomycetales; Saccharomycetaceae
Gene: TMC1
Product: Tmc1p
Exons: 1
Coding region: 1-507 (168 amino acids)
Molecular function (GO): zinc ion binding
Source: RefSeq, a predicted model, not a curated record